Molecule: messenger RNA, 501 nt
Organism: Linderina pennispora
Lineage: Eukaryota; Fungi; Kickxellomycota; Kickxellomycetes; Kickxellales; Kickxellaceae
Exons: 1
Coding region: 1-501 (166 amino acids)
Source: RefSeq, a predicted model, not a curated record
AUGCCGCAGUGCUGGCACCAAACUGAUUUUGCAUCAAAGAGCGAGCCCGAACCUGAGCAGUGGAUUGAAGGAGUUAUCACGGACCUAGGCGGGGAUAAUCCAAAGGCGACAGGGAUGGCCAUCAAGAGACUACAGACUAUUCUAGACUCGCUGGACCAGUCAUCAGGCAUGGCGAUGCAGAUUUACUGGUCGUAUAUAGCUAUGGCUACUGAUGCAUCCAUUCCAUCACCAUCUCAGCUGGCUCUGCACCACAUUGCCAAGUUGACGGGUAACGUUCUUUUUAAGUUAUUUUCCUACCCUCGUCUGGCGCUAGCAGUACUACAGAGCAUAAUGAGCACAUUGCUUGAAGAACAGAUUCGUCGAAUCGUCGGCUUUGCAUUGAAGCCAGACAAGCAUGGUGUGUGCCACUUUUGUGAUAGAGAGCAGCUGUUCAAGGGGCUCCACGCGCUUAUCAUCAGGAUUCUGGACAAGGCUGACCGCACUCGUGCGUUUUAUCAUUGA